AUGCUGGAGGUGGUGCCCCUAGAGAUGCGAAGGAACAGAAGCCGCUCAAGGAGCAGCCAGCGCAGCCGACGCGGCCGCAGGCAGAAGCAGGAGGCUGCGGUCAGACAAGCGGCAUCAUCGAUCAUGGGAGGAGGAACGGCAGCCGAGAUGUGGAGCAACACGCACAGAAGGCUCUUCCAGUGGCACCACAUGCAGGUGCAGCGUCUUUGCCAAGGACAAUAUCCGCAGCAGGAGGAGCGCGAGCAGUGCCUGGAGGAGAGCUCCACUUCCGAAGCCGAAGAGGAGGCGGAGACGGCAGCUGCGGCGACAACCAUCGACGAGGAAUACUUGCAGUUCCUGGCAGUGACACUCAGGCAUCAGCAGGAGCUAAAGCAACGACGUGCUGCCGCAUCGAUAUCCACACCAGACUCAACCUUAGAUUUAGUUUAG
Drosophila pseudoobscura is the source of this 429-nucleotide messenger RNA. RefSeq lists its product as uncharacterized. The coding region runs from base 1 to 429 and encodes 142 amino acids. The transcript has a single exon. Lineage: Eukaryota; Metazoa; Arthropoda; Insecta; Diptera; Drosophilidae. The record is from RefSeq and is a predicted model, not a curated record.